UCCCUGAGAAGCUGCGUGGAUGCGUGACCUGGUGAUGUCUUUUCCGAAAGAGGUUACGCAGACGGCGACCCUGCACAGGUUUUGCGCAGACUUAGGAAAGUCCAUGUGUCGUGAACGCACCCAAUGUGAACACUACAUGUAGCAUGUUACAAAACCUCACACGCUACAUGAAUACAGUUGUGAAAAAAGGCGUUUUGUGUACCAGCAGAAGACAAUGUCAAAUCCAGCGCACGUAUUUAAAGUGAGGUCUUUAUACAAGAGAAUCCUAAUGCUGCACAAAUUUUUGCCUUUAGACUUGAAAGCACUGGGAGAUCAGUAUGUAAAAGAUGAAUUCAAGAGAAACAAGACUGCAGCUCCCGAGGAAGCCAAUAAAUUUAUGGUUGAAUGGGAGGGGUAUAAGGAUACAUUGCAGAUUCAGGUGAUGGAAGCUGCAAGAAACAAAUUAAAGCAAAUUCAUUUUGGAGAUGACCUUCCAGAAGAAAAAUUAAACCACUUUAAUGAAGACCAGGUCGGACAGUUGUAUGAACUAAUGCAAGAAGCAACAAAACCAAAUCGUCAGUUUAACAUUCAAGAUGAUUCACUUCACAAGUAACUAGCAAUAUGCCAAGGAUUUAUGAAUCUGUUUUAAAGAAAAUGUGUUACUUAAUAACAAAAAUGUGUGAAUCAUAAUGUGAUUGUAAGCUUUAUGAUGUAUAAAAAUAUUAAAGUUACCCUUUGAACCAGAAAAUAGCCAUAACAUUUUGUUGGUCAAUUCUAAAAAAUACAUUUAAAAAAAAGUUUAAAAAAAACAAUAUAUUAUUUAGGAUUGUAUCUUUUAAUACUUUGUAUUGCUUUGACAAAAGCAAGAAAUAUGCUUAUUUUCACCAAAAUAAAUAUCUGUUGUCGUGAAUACAUUUAAAUAUAAAACAGUAAACUAAUAUAAAUGUGCAAGUGUAUGUAUGUGUUCUCUGAUUUUAAUGUUUUUGAUUGUUCUAAAAUAAUAUACUAUGGUCAGUCUGUAGCAUUUAGUUGUCUGAUAUGAGGAAUUUGGUGCAAACCCAGAGGGCAAUAAAGUCUUUUGAACAUU
Molecule: messenger RNA, 1066 nt
Organism: Polyodon spathula (Mississippi paddlefish)
Lineage: Eukaryota; Metazoa; Chordata; Actinopteri; Acipenseriformes; Polyodontidae
Gene: sdhaf3
Product: succinate dehydrogenase complex assembly factor 3
Exons: 2
Coding region: 215-592 (125 amino acids)
Biological process (GO): mitochondrial respiratory chain complex II assembly; succinate metabolic process
Cellular component (GO): mitochondrial intermembrane space; mitochondrion
Source: RefSeq, a predicted model, not a curated record